ACCCUGCAGCACACUGAGCUUCUGUUUAAACAGUCUCUUCCCUGUCCACACUCGGGCACGAAGGGCCACGGUUGUCCUGCCGCAGCCAGGGGAGACACCUGCAGAGAUCGCUUUCUGGAAUUAACGUUGAUGGGCCGUGCAGACCCACCUGCGACGAGUCCCGAGUCCGAACCACGGGGUCACAGUAGCACCCACUUUUUAAAGGAAAAGAACAGAGCACACGUUUAAACAUUACAGACUAGAGAAAAGUAAGAGAGGUGAAGUCUAAAAAUGAAACCGCUUCUGACCUUCUGCAGGCUGUUUAGACGCUUAAACAGAUUUUCUGUAAAACCAAGCCCUCUUGUGAGCUUCUCCACUUCCUCUUAUUUGUGUGGCCAGAAGAAAAAAAACUCUUACGAAGCAGUAGACCAGGCAAAGUACUCUCGCUUAGUGCGCUCUGUCUUGUCCAGAGGCCUGGUCCAGACUCCAGAGUCAUUGUUCGAGGAAGAUGAUGUACUCUAUGGUCCUGUGAGUAAGUAUAAGGUUCCAGAGCAAGAGCCUCAGGCAAGAGUUCCACAGCACUGGUUUCCUAUCUUCAAUGAAGAGAGAAAUGUGAAACCACACAAGAAUGGUUCCUCGAGUCCUUUGAAGAUCCCACUGCAAAGAAACGUGAUACCCAGUGUGACCCGAAUCCUUCAGCAGACCAUGCCACCUGAACAGAGUUUCUUUUUGGAGAGGUGGAGACAGCGGAUGGUUCUGGAGCUGGGAGCAGAUGGAUUUGCAGAAUAUACUUCAAAUGUGUUUUUACAAGGCAAACAGUUCCAUGCAGCCCUGGAAAGCAUUCUUUCACCCCAGGAGAACUUAAAGGGGAGAGAAGAGCAUCCCCAGUGUGGCUACAUUGAAAGCAUCCAGCAUAUUCUCAAAGAAAUCAGUGGUGUGCAAGCUCUGGAGAGUGCUGUCCAGCAUGAGGCCUUGAAGUACGUAGGGCUACUGGAUUGUGUGGCUGAGUACCGAGGCAAGCUGUGUGUGAUCGAUUGGAAGACAUCAGAAAAACCAAAGCCUUUUAUUCGAAAUACAUAUGACAACCCACUACAAGUCGUGGCGUACAUGGGUGCUUUAAACCAUGAUGCCCACUACAGUUUUCAGGUUCAGUGUGGAUUAAUUGUGGUGGCCUAUAAGGAUGGGUCCCCUGCCCACCCUCACUUCAUGGAUGAAGAACUUUGUUCCAAGUAUUGGGCCAAGUGGCUUCUUCGACUUGAAGAAUAUACAGAAAAGCAAAAGAACCAGAGCAUUCCAAAGCCAGAGUAGACGCCAGGGUAUGACCUGGAAAGGCCGAGCAUGUCCCUCUGUUUGGGAGAUGCACUGCUGGCCACUGAGUUUCUAAAAGAGUGCCGAGAAUCUGAGGGCUACAUUAACACAAGCUGAAGGUGUAGUGGGUUGGGAUGUACCUACCCAGAAGCCAGAGAGUCUGGAGGUCAGCCCUUGACUCACCAGCAGCACGACCUCUGGCUAUUUCUCACCUGAGAGGAGGACACAGGGAUUGGCAGCUGCCUGGGAACUUCUGGACUCCCUUGCAAACCUUUGUGUCCAUGGCAGGAUGCCCAGUCUUUGAAUUGAGAUCAGAAGGCCAAAUGAAGCAUCGUGUACCACACAAGUCCCUAGGGUUCUCAGGGAUGGGAGGGGCCUUGCACCCCCAUAGGCGUCAGCACUGCCCAGUUUCCUAGAAGGUGUUUCAUACACUCUUGUGUCAUUAGGGCAAACUUCUUAAAUUCAGUCACAUUGACUAUUUGGCCUGAGGAAACCUGGCUGCCUAGAGAGCUGGGGCACUCACCAACCACAUCAUUGGCUGGCUCCUUUUCCUUACCAGAGAAGCCCCAGCAGUAGGAAGCCUGAGUGUGGAAGUCACCGUCACUGGGGUUUGGGCACCUCUUUCUGGUGUCAGCAGGCCAUGGACUACAAAAAAUACUGUUGUGGAACUUUUUAACUAAGAGGAAUAAUGAUGGAGUGUUUUUUCCGUGUUUGACAGGUGAUAAAAAUCAUUGGCUGUUCUUGAUUUUGGGAGAGGGUUUUCUAUUUUAUGAGUAAAUCUAGUGGCAUUUAAGUUACAGCUACUGACUUAUAAGUUAUACAAUCACAUUUAGUUUUCAUUAGUCAUAAAAAAUAAAAGAUAUUUAACUGAUUCAGCA
Molecule: messenger RNA, 2165 nt
Organism: Mastomys coucha (southern multimammate mouse)
Lineage: Eukaryota; Metazoa; Chordata; Mammalia; Rodentia; Muridae
Gene: Mgme1
Product: mitochondrial genome maintenance exonuclease 1
Exons: 5
Coding region: 271-1287 (338 amino acids)
Biological process (GO): mitochondrial DNA replication
Cellular component (GO): mitochondrion
Molecular function (GO): single-stranded DNA exodeoxyribonuclease activity
Source: RefSeq, a predicted model, not a curated record